Molecule: messenger RNA, 6216 nt
Organism: Salvelinus fontinalis (brook trout)
Lineage: Eukaryota; Metazoa; Chordata; Actinopteri; Salmoniformes; Salmonidae
Product: CD99 antigen-like protein 2
Exons: 12
Coding region: 314-1156 (280 amino acids)
Source: RefSeq, a predicted model, not a curated record
CUGUACCUGCUGCGCCUACCGACCGCUCUCUCGUUUCUCCACAUGCGCACAGCGGCACUACUCUCAUUCUCACUGCAGACUUUCCGUUCAGUUGCAGCCAACUGUUCACCACUGUCGCACAGGCGCCGCCAAACAAAGAUUUUUUAGGAUCAAAAUAGGCUGUCAAGCGGCUCAACGCCCAACAAUUCGCUACAUUGUAGCAAGCAGGCAGCGAGAUAAGAAGAUACAUCGAUUUGUCGUUACAGUGUAACUUUAUUUUAUCACUCGCUUCAGAACCAGUCUCGAUACAACGCCGGAACAACAAAUCUCAAACAUGAAGAAAUGUUCGGCGUGGUCGCUCUUUCUAGUGGUUUCGCUGCUAACUGUGAAAGCGCUGUCCCAGAAUUCAGAUGGCCUUGACCUGUCUGAUGCCUUGAAUGACAAUGAUGUCUCUAUAGCACCAGCAGCCACCCCCAAACCAGUAGAAGGAGCAGAUGAGAAGAUCACCCCCACCAAGGCUCCUCCUAAAGCCCCAGCCACUAAGGCCCCUUCACACAAGCCCAAGCCACAUGUGAUCCAGGCUGAUUUUGACUUUGGGCCCAGCCUUCUCCCUGGUCUGCUCCCCCUCUCCACCAAGGGUCCCCGUACCCCACCGAAGCCCCAGCCCGCCUCUGAUGAGUUUGACCUGAGUGAUGCUCUGGAUCCCAACAAUGACAUUGGAGGGAAGGACAAGAACAAGGGACAAGCAGAUAAAGGUAUUGGAGGCGGAGGCAGGGGAGACAGAGCCCCCAACAACAGAGGAGGGAACGGGGGUGGAUCUUUCUCAGACGAUGAUCUGCUUGACGUUGGGAAAGACGACACCUACAACCCUGACAAAGGCAAAGGUGGACAUGGUGGAGGCCAGUCUGCCGCUGAUGACGACAACCUUGACACCAUGGCUGAGACCGGAACCAUCGCCGGGAUCAUCAGUGCCAUUGGCUUGGCGCUGGUUGGCGCGGUCACCAGCUACGUCUCCUACCAGAAGAAGAAGUUCUGCUUCAGCAUACAGCAGAGCCUGAAUGCAGACCUGGUGAAGACUGAUAACCCAGACGCUGUGGUGGCCACAGAACCACAAGUUCAACAGACUCUUCUGGAACCCCCCAACGCUGAGCCUCCUAGUCAGGAUAACACUGUCUAAUAUGCCAACCCCCGUCCGCCCGGCCUCGUCCCCCAACCUACACACACGAAGAGGGCGUGACAACACACACUUACACGCCCUCACCUUGGGGAAUAUCCCCCCUCAACUCAUACACCAACACACACUCACCACUUUUGAAGGAUAGUGCCACCCCCGUUAUACCUUAAGAGUUGUAGAUAGAUGGUGAUCGGCAAACUCUGUCUGAAAUGUAGAGUUCCACUGGCAGCCAUGUUGACGCCACCAAGUUCCAUGUCAUUCUAGAAUCUUAAUGUCAUUCUAGAGUGGGAAUGGUAUUGUGACAUCACUAUGGUUCGCCGACCUCUGUAGACCUACCCCCACCACACUGUGUGUACAUAUCAUUUCAUUUAUUUGAACUGUUUUAAACACCACUAAUAUGCCUGUUUACAAUUUGAUUAUGAAGGAGAUGGAAGCCUAAUCCUAGAUCAGUUUUUAUUGACAAUGAUAGUCAGAGGAUUUGCUAUACUUAAGCACAUACAGAUCUAGGACCAGGCUUCCAUCUUGGUAUUUCCUGAAAGAUAGUAUGGUACAUAGUAUAACCCACAUACUUUCCCCCUAACUCUGUUAUCCAAAUAAUUAACCCCCCCAUUCCCCCCUAGUACAUAUAUCCCCCCCAUUCACCCCUAGUACAUAUAUCCCCCCCAUUAACCCCUAGUACAUAUAUACCCCCCCAUUAACCCCUAGUACAUAUAUCCCCCCCAUUAACCCCUAGUACAUAUAUCCCCCCCAUUAACCCCUAGUACAUAUAUCCCCCCCAUCCCCCUCUAGUGCAUAUAUCCCCCCCAUUCACCCCUAGUGCAUAUAUCCCCCCCAUUCACCCCUAGUACAUAUUCCACCCAUUCCCCCAUAGUACAUAUAUUUCCCCCUAGUACAUAUAUCCCCCCCAUUCCCCCCUAGUACAUAUAUCCCCCCCAUUCCCCCCUAGUACAUAUAUCCCCCCCAUUCCCCCCUAGUACAUAUAUCCCCCCCAUUCCCCCCAGUACAUAUAUUCCCCCCCAUUCCCCCCUAGUACAUAUAUUCACCCCCAUUCCCCCCUAGUACAUAUAUCCCCCCCAUUCCCCCCUAGUACAUAUAUCCCCCCCAUUCCCCCCUAGUACAUAUAUCCCCCUCAUGUGAUUUUCUACCUUCAUGUUAUUGUCCUAAAGAAACAGAGUUUUGCAGUGGUUUCUUCCGUACGUUCAUGUUUAGAAGCUGCAUUUUUAUAGCCUGGUUGUGCUUUCUUGCCAACUCCUUAUCACUCAUUGUAAUGGCAGUCGUAUGUACGGCAUGACGAUGACAGAAAUAGAAUUGAUAAGAGCACCACCAGAUCUGGGAACCAGGCGAGCACUUUUCUAGUGUUGAUUUUAGGAUGAUGUUUUCUUUUUUCUGAAGCGAUGUUCGUUUGAAGAACUCAAUUACUUCAGAGCUGCUGCAUAAAUGUCCAUGAUGUGAUUUGCAUUUGUUUUAGGAAACUGAAGAGAAUAUAAGCUCUGUUCCAAUAUCCAUACUAGCAUACUACUUAGGGAACAAACCCGUGUAUUGGGUCCUAGCAUUCUAAGUAGUGCACUAGGAUGGACAUUGGAGCACACUCAAAGGCUCUGUUCCAAUAGCCACACUAGUGUACUGCUUCGUGAAUGAUACCAGUGUAUUUGUCGUGCAUUCUAAGUCGUAUGCUAGUAUGAAUAUUGGAGUGUAGCGUUUAAGUCCACUUGUGUGCAAAACGGGAAUGUGAUGAAGAUACACAAUGUAUAAAGACUAGUUAGUAUCUGUUUUGUCUUAUUGAGAUAAUGCCUGUUCUAGAGAAAGUGAAGUAAAUGUGAAAUCGAAGCCUAGUCAAACUGAAAACUUCUUGAUAUUGAAGUAAUGUAACAGGUGCGUUCCAGACUGCCUUGCAUCAACCAAUGGAUGCGUGUCACGUCAGCGAGUGCGUAGUCGGGCAUCAGAUCGCUAUAUCAAUCCGUUGUUUAGCAGAUAUGGAACAGAAUACACACCUAUCCAGGCGCUGUGACAUCUGGCAUGCGUCUGAAAUGUAGUCAUCCUGGAACGUGCCCAGUGGUUCUGUAGAGACUGGACAUUUGUUUGACUAGACAAGGCUAUAGACUUGUGAAGUUCUUCAGAUUGAGCUAUAUGAAAUCAGAGUUAGUUCAUCUCUGUGAUUUGGAUAGUGUUUAUACUAGCUGUUGCUUGUUGUUAGGAAAGGUCGAGGUGAAUUACAUUUCAAUUCACUUUAGUUCAUUCAAGAAGCGAAUUCAAAUUCCAUGUCAAGAAUUUAGAAAAUCUUUAAAACAAAAAUAAAUGGCACAUUUCAAUUUGGUUUUGAAUUUAAAAUCACUCCUUUGAAUUGAAUGACUUGAAAUGGAAUUGGCCCCAACCCUGAUUAGGUGGAAAGUGAAGCUUGUAAAUUGCGGCGUGAGCAUAUUUGUGUUUUUACUAUUUAAUUGUUGUAUGAUCGUAUUCCUUGAUAUUACGGUGUAUCUUACCGAUCUAUACACUCGUUCCUAGGUGUGUUUUUAUUCAAAUCGUUUGCGUCCCCUUUUUUUCUAAACUACCGUUGUUUACUAGAGUGGCUUUUGUCUUAAAACUACUUAGCUGAACAUUGUUUUAGAUAUAGAAGGUUUCCAAGUGAUUUUAUUCCAGAUAACAAAACAAACCUUUUUAGGGCAGAUACUCAAAUGACACCCUGGUCCCUUUGUGGUGCACUAUUUUAUUCUAUAUAGGGAAUCGUGUGUGAUUCGGGAUGCACUCCCACUGGAACCUGCACUCUGUUCUGCUCCCUUGUUGCCUUGGAAACACAGCUCUAGAACCACUCCUCCUGUGACGUUGAGGCACUCUCCCUACCUGCGUAUACUCUCGCCUUUAACAACUGCACCAGGAUCAGUUACUAUCUUACUUAUAAUGGAUAAGAUAAAGAUUUAGGUUGGAGGAACUGUUGUUAACCCUUUGAUAAAUAAGGACAGAAUAUUCCAUCCUUUGUCAAUCGUUCUUAUUAAUUCUAAUCAUAAAGGACCGUAGCAUUCUGGGAUGGAACACUGAAAACAAUAGAACUUCCACUCUACAAAGGGUUAAUAACUGUUAACACUCCUGUCAUCCAGAUGCAGGUGCUGCAGUACUGAUGGUGCUUCUCUCUAUGCCUUAUAACCUGCUGCCUCCCGCAAUACUAAACACACAGAACUAGAACCAAUAGAAUGGAAUGUUCAAUGAGUAGAAUUCAGAUUCUAUUAGUCCAUUUCUCAGUGUUCUACACAUGAAACAGUGUGGGAACCACCAACCAAAUUGCAGUGGUUUGAGGGCCUGUUUCCAUUCUAUACGUUGUCUUUCUAUGUCUAAAAAACACCUCCCAUGACAGAGCUGUGCUUACACAAAAAAAACUAUGAAUGUUAAACGAAUGUACUCUUUCUCUAAAUCAGUUGCGAUAGCGAUCGCUCGUAGCAAAUGUUCUUAAAACCCACCAAAGAUGUGUAGCAUUGAUGAUUUUAAGAUUGGACAAUAUUGCACCUUGGUGUUGUGCUUUGGGUUGAAUGUUUCACUCAUUGACUGGCACUAAACAGAGUAGAGGAAGACACCCCUUCAAAAAAAAAAUAUAAGAUUGCACGUGUGGUAGUUUGACACGAACAAAAAUAAUGAAAACGCAUAAGUGAAGCCCUUGAAUCCGGACCAAUUGAAUGCUUACAAGUGUCUUCCUGUACGCUAGUAACAUCAAAUAAAAAGUACAUAGAAAUUCCUUCCAAAUAUUCACUUUUUUAAACACGGAUUCAGACUGUUAGAACUAAGAAUCCCCCAACCCUUAGAGACAAAGCUUGGUAGAAAUUAGACCAUUUGAAGAGCACAGAGUUGUGAGUGAGACUUGCCUGUGUGAUGAGUACCAUCUUCUAGCACUGUGGUGUACUAUGAUAUUAAGGUGCCUCUUGGAUGCAGUAUGGAUCAUUUGCCUGAUUUGAAAAUUUGUGUUUUGAAGAUGUAAAAAACAUGUUUAUAAAGUACAAGUCAGUGAACUAGGAGUUGCUGCCUGCCCAGUAGUUUGCAGUCUUAAGGCUUUGAGGUUGCCCUUUUGUUUAUAUGGUUUACGGUAACAGACAUAUCAGCAGUUGGAUCCCAUUAAAUCUUGGGUGCUCCUCUACUACACACGACGGUAACGGGCUAGACCAGAACUGUACAGAAAUAAAACGCAUGUUUUUGGAUAUUUAGCUGUAGUCUUUGGAAGUUUUCCUCAUUGGGUUAUCAUUGGGAUGGCCUGGGUGCCAGUCUAUUUCUGCUCUCUUGCCAACUCCUUACGGUUUGAAAAUGACAGCAAUGGAGUUGGCAAGUAACAAGAACACAAACAGAUGUGGGGCUGGAGUGUAGUUGGACCAGAAGUAGUGGUUGGUGAAUGUGAGGGUAUUUAUACACUGCCAAUAAAGUCUAAGAUAAGAAAAUUAAGUAUUGGACUUAUGUCAAGAGAAACCAGGAAGGAAGUAUAAGAGCCGAUAAGUUCCAAUCCAGCUCUAGUCCCUGCUGGCUCUGUUCAAAAGUAGUGCACUAGUAUCUAGGGAAUAUGCUGUUAUUUCAGACACUUCAAUUCUGUGCAGAUAUACUUCCCCUAAGAUACUUUGACAUCAAUGUCCCAUCCUUCUUAAUCCCGUUCUAGUGUGAAGUCAUCCAGUCAAAACACUAGCGUCACUCCAACCCCACUGACCAGUUAGAACACAGGGCUCUUAUGACAUCACAAUGUACACUAUGUAUUCCGACUGUAUUCACUUCAGAUAUGUAAACAGAAUGGCCUUCUGCAUGCACGGAAUCCACGCCUGAUUCACUAGUGCCUGUCAAUUGACACACACACAAUUUUACAUGUAUGCAUAUACACAUACUUAUGCACGCAAACACACAGUUAACGAAGGGCCACUGGCAACUUGGACAAAUUCUUAUAAUACUAAACAGAAAUGUAAUGACAUAGAUUAUUCCUAUUGAAGCUUCCUAUACUGCUGCAGUUCUAUACAUCACUGCUGUCUCGCUCACUGGCAAAUACAUUGUGGAACGACGACAUUCAUACGAUCAAUCAAUGAAACCCAAUAAAAUUUUAAAAGAAA